UGCAUUUCCUUCCCAAUUUCUGUGAAGACGUCAAAUUCAACCGUAAUUUAGGGUUUCCACCCCACCUCUCCUCGGAUUCAUAAUUAAAUCAUAUUUAUCGAACCUUUCGAAAAGUUGGUUUCUUUGAUGGAGAUUUAUACAAGCUUCAAUUUUGACGAGUAAUUGAUCCAAUUAUGCCUUAAUUAGAUGCAACUGAAUUGAAAUGAGUCAUUUUCUCUUUAGAUGCAAAAACUAUUCAGGACAUGGAAUUCAUCUUUCCAGAUUUUGGACAUGACACUGCUGGAAUGAAAGUUAUUUGUUCUUGAUAUUGAUCUCUUGCUCAAUUUUGAGGAUUUGGUGUUAUGGAUUUCGAAAGCGAAUGUUCUGCACUUGAAUCCGUCGAAGAUAAUGGAGUAGAAGUGGCCACCACUGAAACUGUAUCUCAUGGUGAUGAUGGUAAUGUCAGGGAUAUUAUGUCGCAUGUAAAUGAGGCUGAGGAGUUGGGUGCUGGUGAAAGUUUUGAUGGCAAUAGAUUGUUGACACCAUCUAAUGUGCUAGUUGAGGGUGUUGGUGAUGGUGUUGAGAAUGCCAUUAGUUCUCCACGGUCGGGGUCAAAUUCGCUUGGUGGCACUUCCCCUGCUACAACAAAAGGGUAUGGUUUGAAGAAAUGGAGGCGAAUUAGGAGAGAUGUAGUUAAGGAUGCCAAUGGUGCCAGUAUGGAUAGCAGUAAAGCUUUGAAGCGGGGCUUGCCUGGUUUUGGAAAUUCUUCUGAACCUCUGAACAUUACAUCGGUUGAUAUCAAACAAAAUAGUGAUGGUUCUGUUAGACCGACAAACAUGUUAAAAAAUGUCAGUGUUCAUGAUGGCUUUGUGAUCCAUGGAUCAAGUAUGGAUUCUAGGUUGGCACUGGGUUCUGCAUUUGCGGCAGGUACAGAUUCAGAGAAUAGUGAGGACCGGAGUAGCAAAUCCUCCACAGCAGCCAGUGCUCCAAGGGGCAGGUAUGAACUUCCUGCAAUGUUGGGGUUUGCACGGGAGAAGAAUAAGAUUAAGAACGUAAGUGGGAAGGGUUCAGGUACUUCACCUCAAAGGGGUCAGCAGGGGAAGGGACGGGUUGAAAGUAGUAAAAAGCAUAGAGGAGAAAGGAUCAAAAUCGAGAAGCAAAACUCUCAUUCUAGCAUGGAAUCUGACUCAAGAAGCUCCAACUUUGUCUUUAUGCAGGGUGCAUUUUCUGUAACCAGUAACGGAACACAAAGCAGGUCAAUGAAUUAUGAUGGAGAAAAUAGUGAUGAAGCUAAUGCAAGUGAGCUGCUGUUCAGCAAGAAAGUUCAGACCAGUUACAACAAUAGUAAUGUGGGGGAAGUUGACCUCUCGCCAGAUGAUGUAGCCACAGGCUCAUCUUGGGCAGAUAUGGGGGAAGAGGGUGAGAAUCACCAGCCUGCAACAGAUCAGGAUCCCUUGGUCGAGUCUGUUCUUGGUCUGCAAUCCGUGCAAGAAGCCCUUGAAAAUGAGAUACGGAAAUUUGUCGAAAUUGGAAACUAUGGCAGCAUACCUGUAGAGUCCACCAUCAUUGAUCCAGAUGUCCAUGAAUCAAGUUCACAUGACCAGUUCAAUACUGUAAAGAUGAGGCAAAGUGCUUCAAGUUCCUCCGAAACUCAGAUAUUAAGUUUGACACAAACUGUGAAGUAUUUGGAGAACAAACUGGACGAGACAAAGGCUAUGUUGGAGGUGAAGGAGUCCAGGGUUGCUCAACUUGAAGUCAUCUUAAAGAGUGCUGAGUUUCCUGCAGAACAAUUGGGAAGCACCAUACUGCUGCAGCAGAAAGAGAGAGAGAGUGAGCUUGAGGGUCUCCUCAAGCAAAAGAUUGAAGCUGAGAUUGAAUAUCUGACUAUAACAAGUGCAGUAAAGAAGUUGAGAGCUGCUGCAGGUGAUCAACUCAUGCUCUUUGAGAAACAAGAAUCUCUUGCUGGUGAGCAAGAACAAAUGCUGAACAAACUUGGGGAAGCUGAAAGCAAAGCAACAAUGCUAAAGAAACAAGCUGAAGAGCUGGAAAAAAGUUGUGAAGAUAUUCGGGGGACUGAAGAGGUUUUAAAUAUGCAGAUGAGGGUCUGUAGGGUUUCUUCUUGUUUUCUAAUACAGCUCAUGUUACUGUUGGUAGCCUUCUGGGUGUUGGUCUUGCAGUUAGUUCCCCAUUCUGGGAGCGCUAUACCAACCUAAGUCUUUGAAGAAUAGGUCUUUCUUGUGUAGUAUCAACAAAUCUAGGAAAAAUAUUCGAAUAUUAAAUUUCAUCGACGGUAACAAGUUAAGAGUUCUUUUUCUUAAUGUUUUAGGGUGAGAGUAUGAUUUUGCGCAUUUGUACCUCAUUUGUCAUAGUAUUUCUUUCCGCUGGAUUAAACAAGAUGACGACUUUCUUUGGA
Tripterygium wilfordii is the source of this 2392-nucleotide messenger RNA. RefSeq names its product WPP domain-interacting protein 1-like. The transcript has 3 exons. The coding region runs from base 342 to 2192 and encodes 616 amino acids. The record is from RefSeq and is a predicted model, not a curated record. Lineage: Eukaryota; Viridiplantae; Streptophyta; Magnoliopsida; Celastrales; Celastraceae.